AUGUCCCAGCAGGUGGUCCAGGUUCAGCCAGAGAGCAGAUUACAGGAGGCAGGACAGUGGAGCACUGGUCUGUGUGAAUGCUACAAAGACAUAGGAGACUGCUGUUUUGCCCUGUGCUGCCUCCCAGUGUUCACCUGUAAGGUGACCAGUGCAGUGGGUGCGUGUCCCUGCCUGCCUCUGCUGGACUGCAUUGGUUGUGUCCCUCCAGCCUCUUUGGCCAUGAGGGCUUCAGUGAGGCAGCGAUAUGGCAUCCAGGGGAGUGUGUGGAGCGACUGCCUGUACGGAUGCUGCUGCUAUCCGCUAUCUUGGCUCCAGAUCUCCAGAGAGCUGAAGAGAAGAGCAGCAUCCCACGCCUCCUCCUCCUCCUCAGCCAGAUACAGCGCUCUGACCUCCCUGCAGGGGGCGCACUUGGUCUAGACACGUCCAGGGACUUGGGCUUUCUCAUGCAGCCAGUCCUCCAGAGUACAGGAGUUGAUUUAAUCACACUUCCUCCGGUCUGCAGCCACUCCCAGUUACCUCAGAGAAUUGAACGGGGACACAAUGCGUCCCGAAGAGAGGAAAGAUCCGUUUGUGCCGAGAUUAAGAGAAAGAACUGUGAUAAAAAAAAAAAAAGUUCUUCAAGUUGCAUAAUGAAAUUCAAAGCACUCUGUCACCAGGGAGAUCUUCCACUCCAUUUAUUUAGAUUUACAUAUAUUUUGUUUUCUCACUACAGGCAAACAGGCCUGAUGAAUGUAUGGCCCUGCUGGGACACAGAGCUGGUCUGAGAUCCGGCAACUUCCAGGUUCUGCUGUAAAGUCUGGAGAGGGAACAUUUUAUUCCGUUUUAUCUCAACGUGACAA
Molecule: messenger RNA, 839 nt
Organism: Acanthochromis polyacanthus (spiny chromis)
Lineage: Eukaryota; Metazoa; Chordata; Actinopteri; Pomacentridae
Product: placenta-specific gene 8 protein-like
Exons: 3
Coding region: 1-417 (138 amino acids)
Source: RefSeq, a predicted model, not a curated record